AUGUCGAGGCAAUAUUUCAUCACAAACCAUCACCAUCACCACCACCUUCUCUAUGUUCUCUUGUUUACACUUCUUGUCCCUCUUUCCUUUGCUGCAAAUGAUGAAGUUAGUGCAUUGGUUUCAUGGAUGCAUGGCUCCUCCAAAGUUCCUUCUGCUUUUUCUAACUUGAACCCUUUGGACUCUACUCCUUGCAAAUGGUCUUUCAUCAAAUGCUCUUCAGCAAGCCAUGUCACUGAGAUAAAUAUUCAAAAUGUUGAGUUGGCACUUCCCUUUCCUUCCAAAAUAUCUUCCCUUCCCUUCCUUCAAAAGUUGGUCAUUUCUGGGGCUAACCUCACUGGGGCUAUCUCACUUGACAUUGGGAACUGCCCUGAGCUUAUAGUCCUUGAUCUUAGCUCAAACAGUCUUGUGGGUGAUAUUCCUUCAAGUAUUGGGAAGCUCAAAAAGCUCCAAAGCUUGAGCUUGAACUCUAACCAGCUCACUGGGCCAAUUCCGAGUGAGCUUGGUGAUUGUUUCAACCUCAAGACCCUUGAUAUCUUUGACAACAACCUUAGUGGGUAUCUUCCUGUUGAGCUGGGAAAACUGUCUAAUCUUGAGGUUAUAAGAGCAGGAGGAAACAAAGGCAUUGAGGGGAAGAUUCCCGAUGAGCUUGGAGAAUGUAGGAAUUUGACAGUGUUGGGUCUUGCUGACACUAAAAUUUCAGGUUCAUUACCUGCUUCACUGGGUAAGCUAAGCAUGCUUCAGACUAUGUCUGUUUAUAGUACUAUGCUUUCUGGUGACAUUCCUCCUGAAAUAGGCAACUGUUCAGAGCUUGUGAACUUGUUUCUCUACGAGAAUGAUCUUUCUGGUUCACUGCCAAGACAGAUAGGUAAACUUGAGAAGCUGGAAAAGAUGCUGCUUUGGCAAAACAAUUUUGUUGGGAGCAUACCUGAGGAAAUUGGCAACUGUAGAAGCUUGAAGAUUCUUGAUGUGUCCUUGAAUUCUUUAUCUGGUACAAUACCUCAAAGUUUGGGACAACUCUUAAAUCUUGAAGAGCUUAUGCUGAGUAACAAUAACAUUUCUGGUUCAAUACCACCAGCUCUUUCAAAUCUCACAAAUCUUGUACAGUUGCAGUUGGAUACAAAUCAACUAUCAGGUUCAAUUCCACCUGACCUUGGAAGGUUGGCAAAGCUGACAGUCUUUUUUGCUUGGCAGAACAAACUUGAAGGUGGCAUUCCAUCAGAAUUGGGAGGUUGUAGAAGCCUUGAGGCUUUGGAUUUGUCAUAUAAUGCACUUACUGAUAGCUUACCUCCAGGCCUGUUCAAGCUUCAAAAUUUAACAAAGCUUUUGCUAAUCUCUAAUGAUAUUUCUGGUCCCAUCCCUCCUCAGAUUGGUAACUGCACUUCUCUCAUUCGGCUCCGGCUUGUCGACAACAGAAUCAGUGGGGAGAUACCAAGAGAAAUCGGCUUCCUAAACAAUCUCAGUUUCCUUGAUCUGUCUGAAAACCAUCUCACUGGGUCAGUGCCACUUGAAAUUGGAAACUGUAAAGAACUGCAAAUGCUUAAUCUUAGCAAUAACUCCCUUUCUGGUGCUUUGCCUAGUUAUUUGUCUUCCCUCACAAGGCUAGAGGUGUUGGAUGUUUCUCUGAAUAACUUUUCUGGUGAGAUUCCAAUGAGUAUAGGUCAACUCACUUCACUUCUUAGAGUCAUCCUAAGCAAAAACUCUUUCUCAGGACCAAUUCCCUCCUCACUUGGCCAAUGUUCAGGUCUUCAACUGCUAGACCUUAGCAGCAACAAGUUCUCAGGGAGCAUCCCACCAGAACUACUCCAAAUUGAAGCACUUGAUAUUGCUUUAAAUCUGAGUCACAAUGCAUUAUCUGGAGUAAUCCCACCAGAGAUUUCUUCUCUGACCAAGCUAUCAGUUCUAGAUCUUUCACACAAUAAUCUUGAAGGUGACUUGAUGGCAUUUUCAGGGCUUGAAAAUCUUGUUUCUCUAAACAUUUCCUACAACAAAUUCACUGGCUAUCUACCAGACAGCAAGUUGUUCCACCAACUAUCAGUAACAGAUUUGGCUGGAAACCAAGGUUUGUGUCCUAAUGGUCAUGAUUCAUGUUUUGUUAGCAAUGCUGCAAUGACAAAAAUGCUGAAUGGCACUAAUUCUAAGAGGUCUGAGAUAAUCAAAGUCGCCAUUGGAUUGCUCAGUGCCUUUACUGUUGCAAUGACAAUCUUUGGAGUUGUUACCGUCUUUCGAGCAAGGAAAAUGAUUCAAGCUGACAAUGAUUCUGAGAUGGGAGGGGAUUCAAUGCCUUGGCAAUUCACUCCAUUUCAAAAGUUAAAUUUCACUGUGGAGCAAGUUCUAAAGUGUUUGGUGGAAUCCAAUGUAAUAGGAAAAGGGUGUUCAGGGAUUGUUUAUCGCGCCCAAAUGGAAAAUGGGGAUGUCAUUGCUGUGAAAAGGCUAUGGCCAACAACAAUGGCUGCAAGAUAUGAUAGCCAAAAUGACAAGUUAGAAGUUAAUGGAGGGGUUCGUGAUUCCUUUUCAGCUGAAGUAAAAACUCUUGGUUCAAUUCGCCACAAGAACAUUGUGAGGUUCUUAGGUUGCUGUUGGAACAGAAACACAAGAUUGCUUAUGUAUGAUUACAUGCCAAAUGGGAGUCUUGGAAGUCUACUUCAUGAAAGAAGUGGAAACUGCUUGGAAUGGGACAUCAGAUUCCGGAUUAUACUAGGAUCAGCUCAAGGUUUGGCUUAUUUGCACCAUGACUGUGCUCCUCCUAUUGUUCAUAGGGACAUUAAAGCCAACAACAUCCUCAUAGGCCCUGAAUUUGAACCAUAUAUAGCUGAUUUUGGGCUUGCAAAGCUUGUUGAUGAUGGAGAUUUUGCUCGAUCUUCUAGUACACUUGCUGGUUCAUAUGGUUACAUAGCUCCUGAGUAUGGAUACAUGAUGAAAAUAACAGAGAAGAGUGAUGUCUAUAGCUAUGGAAUUGUUGUAUUAGAAGUACUAACAGGGAAGCAACCAAUUGAUCCAACAAUACCUGACGGACUCCACAUUGUAGACUGGGUAAGACACAAAAGAGGGAGAGUUGAUGUGCUUGAUGAAAGCUUGCGAGCUAGGCCAGAACCAGAAAUUGAUGAAAUGUUGCAAACCUUAGGUGUGGCUUUGCUGUGUGUGAACUCAAGCCCAGAUGACAGGCCAACCAUGAAAGAUGUUGUAGCAAUGAUGAAAGAAAUUAGGAUGGAGAGAGAGGAAUGUGUGAAAGUUGACAUGCUUCUUGAUGCAUCAUCUGCAAAUGAUCAACAAGAAAGGAAUCUUCCCAAUGAAGAACCAAUGAGAGUGUUGAAACAUGUUAGCCCAACAAGCUCUAGCAACACAAAUCUGCAUCUCCAUCACUCCCCAUCAUCCACAAAGACCAGAGUAACUUUCAAGUAG
Molecule: messenger RNA, 3399 nt
Organism: Abrus precatorius (Indian licorice)
Lineage: Eukaryota; Viridiplantae; Streptophyta; Magnoliopsida; Fabales; Fabaceae
Product: LRR receptor-like serine/threonine-protein kinase RCH1
Exons: 2
Coding region: 1-3399 (1132 amino acids)
Biological process (GO): protein phosphorylation
Cellular component (GO): plasma membrane
Molecular function (GO): ATP binding; protein kinase activity; protein binding
Source: RefSeq, a predicted model, not a curated record